Mytilus trossulus (common blue mussel) is the source of this 1101-nucleotide messenger RNA. RefSeq lists its product as uncharacterized. Lineage: Eukaryota; Metazoa; Mollusca; Bivalvia; Mytilida; Mytilidae. Gene Ontology annotation, cellular component: cell surface. The record is from RefSeq and is a predicted model, not a curated record. The coding region runs from base 1 to 1041 and encodes 346 amino acids. Gene Ontology annotation, biological process: cell-matrix adhesion. The transcript has 8 exons.
AUGCUUCAAGAUUCACUGUAUGGUACUAGUAGGAAGAAAAGAUCUGUAGGCUUUACCUUGACGUGUGAUGCGCUUGCGGAACUUGGAGAUGGAGUGAUAGCUUUAACUGUUGAAGACAUAGGUUCAAUUCCAGACGAAGAAAUCACAAAUUGCCUUGAAAUUCUUGGAGGCGUUUCAUCAUGGAGUAUUGACCAGAAGAGAGCUAUUUUAACUUUACUUCAAAAACAAACGGUAUUCGGACAACCUGGAACAUGGACCUCAGACACAUUAUCGUCUGCUGGUGCUAUCAUUCAAGGAAUGACCAUCGAUGAAAUCAAAUCACUACAACUUGAUGCUGACGCAAUGGAAGUAUUAGGAGAGCAAGAUGGUUGGACGGAAGCUCAGAAAAAAGAAGCAUUCCAGCGUUUCUUGGAUUAUUACAAAAAUGGUCAGCAUGUAAACGCUUUGAGUGCAGAAGAAAUCAGCAUUUUGGGCCACUUCACUUGUGGAAUGACAACGAAUCAGAUCGCGACAAUCCAUCAUACUACCUAUUUAAAUGCGUCAGAAGCUAUAGGACAAGUAACAAGCUGUAAUGAACUACAAUUUAUUGAGUGGGCUAAACUUGCCAAACUAGCAUUUGGUGAUGAUGUAUCGACCUGGGAUACGUCUACCAUUCAGAGAGUUGGCACUGUUAUUGGUGGCCUUAAAGCAGAGGAUAUUCGAAAGCUUUCUGAGGAUCACAUUGAUAGCAUCAAUCCAGAUCACAUCACAUAUAUUCCAACGUCUACUUUUGAGAAAUUUUCUAAAGAACAACUAGGAUUUUUCUCUUCAAGCCAAGCCCAGUCUACAACUACCUCUCAGUUAGAAGCUUUAAACCCUGACCAAUUAUCUGUUCUAGCUCGUAUCGCAUCAACAGUUGAUGCUGGCAUUCAAGCAUCUCAAAAUCAAGGUGGAAGCAAUUAUGCCGGCAGUUUCGGUAAGGGUAAUUAUUCGGAAAGACUGUCAUCAAGUUGGAUAUCUACAGUGAUAUUGGUUUGUUCUGGGAUUCUACUGUAUUUUUAAAUAGAAGCAGUAACGACACAUUUUUCUGAUGUUGAAUGAAAACCGACCUUCGAUAUGGAA